GCCACAUGCAUGCAACCUGGUGCACCGGCGCUGCGUUAGGGUAACGCAGGUCCUGUGUGUGCCCGCCCGGCCGUGCUUUGCACUGUGCACUACGGGCGCAGAGCCCUAAGUUACUUCCUCCCGGUAUCUCCUCCCUAAUUCAUCCCUCAUCAUGUCCGGCGCGGAAGCCUUCGCCGUUCUCGGCCUCAUCUCGUCUGUGAUCGACAUCAUCGAGACGUCUCGACAGCUGUACGACGCCGCGACGAGUGCGGCAGGCCUACACGAGGCAUUUCGAGCAGUGGCCAUCGACGUGCCGCUCGUGCUCAAUAUCCUGCGCGACUGCAAACGCAUACAAGAACAAGCAUAUCGCGAACUGCGGGAGUCGAAAGAUGCAACGCGCAUCCGCGAGCUGUCAGAAUCGGCGCAAGCCGUAGCACCCGUUAUGGAAGCAUGCAGAGAGGACGCGACGAGACUGCGCGCCAUUUUCGACAAAGUCGUGCCGGGGGAGAAGGCGAGUCGGGCGGAGCGGUAUCAAAAGGCCGCGCAGGCCGUGAUGCCGGGCAAGAAGCGGCGGGUGGAGGAGCUGAUGAAGGACAUGUUGGAGAAGCUGCAGCUGCUUCAUACCAAUCAGUUCUUUCGCAUGGCGACGGAGAGUCGCGCCCGCGAUCUGGAUGGCGCGAUUCAGCGGCUGGCGACGUUACCGCCUUCGUUGCCUGAUGGUGCGGCGGGUCGGGUGGAUUAUCAUGUUGCUGGGUCGAUGAAUCUCAACGCUGGCGCGGGGGCACAGAGUGUCUACAGCCAGACUGGCGGGUCAAAUAACAGACAGUUUCACGCGGAGACGAUGAACUUUGGAAAUGAUUAGAUAGAGCGGCUCUAGGGAUGCAAUUAGCAUUGUGUGCUGGAGAGCGACUUGGGUUUGCAUGUGAAUUGGCGCCUGACAUCAUCUUACAUCAGUCUUGUCUGAAACUCUCCCAUCC
Molecule: messenger RNA, 956 nt
Organism: Neohortaea acidophila
Lineage: Eukaryota; Fungi; Ascomycota; Dothideomycetes; Mycosphaerellales; Teratosphaeriaceae
Exons: 1
Coding region: 152-841 (229 amino acids)
Source: RefSeq, a predicted model, not a curated record